AUGUAUUACCCAACUAAGGAAGAAUUUAUUAAAGAUUUUGAUUUUUCAAACCCUGUUCGUUUAGGAUAGGGUGCAUUUGGAAAAGUGUAUAAAUUGUUAUGCAAAAGCGAUAAUUCACCUUUAGAAAAAGGGAAAUAUUAUGCAGCAAAGCAAAUAGAAGUUAUAAAUGAAUAGAUGUUUAACAAAAUUUAAAAUGAGUUUAAAAUUAAUUAGCUCAUUAACAUGCAUCCAAAUGUGAUAAAUGUUGUAAAAGUCUAUGCUUGGCAAGAAUUAAUGCCAAAAAAAUUUAGUCUUCUUUUAGUAAUGGAAUUAGCAGAUCGUAGCUUAUAAAAAGAAAUUCAUACAAGAAAACAAGAAAGAUCAUAUUUUUCAGCUUUUUAAUUGCUUGAGUUAUUUAAGAAAUGUCUAUUAACAUUUUCAACACUUGUUGAAUAAAAAUAAAUUUUUCAUAGGUACAAUAAUUGAUAUUGAUUUUUUAGAGAUAUCAAACCAGAAAAUAUCCUAAUACUUGAAGCUGAUAAUUUAAUUCCAAAAAUCACUGAUUUUGGAGUUUCAAAGAGUUUACAUGAAUUGAAUAUUUAGGAAAGUUUAAAAAAUACUAUAGUUGGAACUCCAGUCUAUUUUUCACCAAUUUUGUGGAAUGCAUUUGUUACUAGAUCUGAAUAGCCAAGUUAAAUUGAAAAAAUAAAACACGAUUUAGAAAAAUCUGAUAUCUUUUCACUUGGCUUAACUUUUCUUUAAUGUACAUUACUGUUAACAACUGAGAUCGUUGGACUUAAUAUGGUAUAUGACAAAUAAUAAUGAUCUAAGGUAGAAUAAAAAAAUAAGAGAAACAUGUUUUUAGAUAAGAUAGAAAAUGUCAGAAUCAGGAAUCUAAUUACAGAUAUGAUUUAAUAUGAAGAAUGUGAUAGAAAGACAUAUAAGGAAUUGAUAUAAUUAUAUUUUAAUUCGAAUUAAAAAGGAAUUUUUGAAGAAACUCCGUACUUUUGAUAUUUUAUAUUAGCUCUCCUUAAAAAUUGAAAUAAAUUAAUUAAAUUGUUUGUUUAAAACAUUAAAAUUGCAAAGCUUUAUAUUAUUGCUUUAAAUUAGUAAUUGCUGGGUAAUAUUAUUAUUUUAUUAUUAGUUACUAUUGUGAAGCCUGUUAUUAAAAUGAUGAUAUUCAACUUUUUUGCAUUCCUUUACCAGAAAAAAAUUAAAAAUAAUCAUAAUCCCAAAAAGAAACAUUAGAAGAAUAUUUUGAAUCUACUAUCCAAAUUAUUUUCAUUAAAGCUAUUAAAGAUUAAAUCAAUUUUGCAAAGUAAACAAAUAAACCUCCAGUAGAAUUAGAGAAAAAUAUACAAUAAAUUUCUAAAUUUUUGAUUUUCAAUUAAAACUAAACCCAAAAUUAAGUUUCAAAAUUAAUUAAAGGUAAAUUAGAAGAGAUUAGAAUUCCUUAUAAGGAAUACUUGAAUAAUGAAUUAUAUAAUGAAGCACUUAGAUAUUUGGAAUUAAAUAAAGAGAAAAUAUAUGAAUUAACAAGUGAUUUAAUUUUAAGAUUAGAUAAAUUAACUCCAAAUGAAGAAGUUCAAAGAUAAAAGAAGAAGAUUUUUGACUCAUCCACUUAGUAGAUUUUACCUAAUAGCCUAUAAAAUAAAAAAGAAUUCUGA
This is a messenger RNA of Paramecium pentaurelia, 1646 nucleotides long. Lineage: Eukaryota; Ciliophora; Oligohymenophorea; Peniculida; Parameciidae. The record is from the annotation of a GenBank genome assembly.